Molecule: messenger RNA, 408 nt
Organism: Caenorhabditis briggsae
Lineage: Eukaryota; Metazoa; Nematoda; Chromadorea; Rhabditida; Rhabditidae
Exons: 2
Coding region: 1-408 (135 amino acids)
Source: RefSeq, a predicted model, not a curated record
AUGCACAAUUUCCUUGCCCAAUCGCACGGAACCAUCUUCGACAUGGCAAUGCAAUACGCCGAAUCAGUGGGCAUUCAACGUGAUCAAGUAUCGUAUCUCGUAUUCGCGCUCGCCGCAUUCUAUUUGGUUUUCGGUGGUGCCGCCGCGAUCCGCACGAAGGACACUGACGACGACACGGUGUGGCUGAUCUACUGGACGUGCUUCGCCGUGCUCUACCUCGUUGACUUUUUCUCGGAGGCGAUUCUCUCGUUUUUCCCGUUAUAUUACAUUCUGAAGGCGUGCUUCCUGGUGUAUUUGUAUCUGCCACAGACGCAAGGGUCCGUCAUGUUCUACGAGACGAUUGUCGAUCCGUUGGUCGUCUUCUUGGACACCAACAUUGAUAAGUACUAUUAUAAGAAGAACCAAUGA